AUGUCUCUCUCUCUCUCUCUCUCUCUCUCUCUCUCUCUCUCUCUCUCUCUCUCUCUCUGUAGAAUUUCUCCCACUUGUGUAAAACGUAUCUAUCCAAGUCGGUACAUAUCUAUCUAUCUAUCUAUCUAUCUAUCUAUCUAUCUAUCUAUUUGCAGGGUACUUUCUUCUCAUUCACCUUUGCUCUUUCCAUACUGUUGUCCCUCUUCCUUUGAGAUUUUCUUGUCAAUGUUCGCAUUUUUGGUUGACAUAUAUUUCACUGGUGUGUCAGUGAAAAUUUUCUUCUUUCUUGCAUCGAUCUACCCAAUUUUCUUCAUAUAUUCUCGUUCACUUUUCUUUUUUUGUCUUUCAUUUGUGCAUUUAUUUACUUCCUCGCCUUUCUAUGCUUUUUCUUCCUUUUUCCUACUUUUCUGUCUCAUCUUUCUUUCUUUGACGAAUGUUCGCUUUUUCUUUCUUUCUUUCUUUCUUUCUUUCUUUCUUUCAUAUUCCUUGCGUUUUCUAUCUUAUUCAUUUAGAAUGUUCACUAUUUCUUUCUUUCUUUCUUUCUUUUCUUUCUGUCUUUCUUUCUAUCUUUCUUUUCUUUCAUAUUCCUUGCAUUUUCUAUCUUAUUCAUUUAGAAUAUUCACUAUUUUUUUCUUUCUUUCUUUUCUUUCUGUCUUUCUUUCUUUCUUUCUUUUCUUUCAUAUUCCUUGCGUUUUCUAUCUUAUUCAUUUAGAAUGUUCGCUUUUUCUUUCUUUCUUGCUUUCUUUCUUUCUUUCAUAUUCCUUGCGUUUUCUAUCUUAUUCAUUUAGAAUGUUCGCUUUUUCUUUCUUUCUUUCUUUCUUUCAUAUUCCUUGCGUUUUCUAUCUUAUUCAUUUAGAAUAUUCACUAUUUCUUUCUUUCUUUCUUUCUUUUCUUUCUAAUAUUCACUAUUUUUUUCUUUCUUUCUUUUCUUUCUGUCUUUCUUUCUUUCUUUCUUUCUUUCUUUCUUUUCUUUCAUAUUCCUUGCGUUUUCUAUCUUAUUCAUUUAGAAUAUUCACUAUUUCUUUCUUUCUUUCUUUCUUUUCUUUCUUGCUUGCUUGCUUUUCUCUUCUCUUUAAUUUUUCUUUCUUUCUUUCUUUUUUGCUUGCUUGUCUGCUUUCUUUCUUGUUUUUCUAUUCUUUUUGUUUAUUCUCCCUCUUCCCCUUAAUUUCUUUUAUUUUUGUCACAUUCACUUCUUGUUUCUCUUCUCUUUUAAUUCGUCUUUCUUUCUUUCUUUCUUUCUUUCGAUUUCUUCUUUGA
Messenger RNA from Acanthosepion pharaonis, 1257 nucleotides. The record is from the annotation of a GenBank genome assembly. Lineage: Eukaryota; Metazoa; Mollusca; Cephalopoda; Sepiida; Sepiidae.